Messenger RNA from Stegastes partitus (bicolor damselfish), 5420 nucleotides. It is a transcript of the gene dctn1b, whose product is annotated as dynactin 1b. Gene Ontology annotation, cellular component: spindle pole; microtubule associated complex; axon. The transcript has 28 exons. Gene Ontology annotation, biological process: establishment of mitotic spindle orientation; nuclear migration. NCBI's taxonomy places the organism in Eukaryota, Metazoa, Chordata, Actinopteri, Pomacentridae. The coding region runs from base 177 to 3746 and encodes 1189 amino acids. The record is from RefSeq and is a predicted model, not a curated record.
UGUCUCCCCGGGCUCCUCGGUCCGUCAGGCGGGCCGAGUCAGGCAGCAGCUCGGCCACCUCAGCGCCGAUGCGUCCGGUCAGACCUCCAUGGAUGGAUGUAGCUUGACAGGGACGAAGCUGAGCGGUUAGCGGGAUUUUUUGACACAAACAGACCACCAGCAGUGGCAGCAGCAGGAUGAGCUCCGAUGGGGGCGGGCGUCCCGUCAAGGUGGGCUCCCUGGUGGAGGUGAUCGGGAAGGGGCAGCGCGGCACCGUGGCCUACAUCGGCACCACGCUCUUCGCCUCCGGGAAAUGGGUCGGCGUCAUCCUGGACGAGGCCAAAGGCAAGAACGACGGCACGGUGCAGGGGAAACGCUACUUCACCUGCGAGGAGAGCCACGGGAUUUUUGUCAGACAGUCACAGAUCCAGCUGGUUGAUGAUGGAGCCGACACGACGUCUCCGGAGACACCUGAGCCCGGCACCGGCAAGGUUCCCAAACGAGAGAUCCUGGAGACGCCCAAGUCCACCAAACUGCAGCCGAGCCGAGCUGCCGGCACCGGAGGGAAGGGGGCGGCGUCCGGCUCGGCCUCGGCCUCGGCUGGGGAGAUGAGCAGCAGCGAGCCCAGCACGCCGGCCCAAACCCCGCUGGCUGCCCCGGUCAUCCCCACCCUGCACUCCCCCGGAAACCCUCCGGCCCCGGUCCCCAGCAAGGAGGACGUCGCCAUGGAAACACAGGAGGAGGAGGCGCUGCGAGCUCAGGUGAAGGACCUGGAGGAGAAGCUGGAGACCCUGAAGAUGAAGCGGACGGAGGACAAAGCCAAACUGAAGGAGCUGGAGAAGCACAAGAUCCAGCUGGAGCAGCUGCAGGAGUGGAAGAACAAGAUGCAGGAGCAGCAGGCCGAGCUGCAGAAGCAACUGAAGGAGGCCAAGAGGGAGGCCAAAGAGGCUCUGGAGGCGAAGGAGCGCUACAUGGAGGAGAUGUCGGACACGGCCGACGCCAUCGAGAUGGCCACGCUGGAUAAGGAGAUGGCCGAGGAGAGGGCCGAGUCCCUGCAGCUGGAGGUGGACUCUCUGAAGGAGAAGGUGGACGAGCUCACCAUGGACCUGGAGAUCCUGAAGCACGAGAUCGAGGAGAAAGGUUCGGACGGUGCCGCCUCCAGUUAUCAUGUGAAGCAGCUGGAGGAGCAGAACGGGAGGCUGAAGGAGGCACUGGUCAGGAUGCGCGACCUGUCGGCGUCAGAGAAGCAGGAACACGUGAAGUUGCAGAAGCAGAUGGAGAAGAAGAAUGUGGAGCUGGACUCUCUGAGGAGCCAGAAGGAGAAGCUGCAGGAGGAGAUGACGGUGGCCGAGAAGACCAUCGACGAGCUGAAGGAGCAGGUGGAUGCAGCUCUGGGCGCCGAGGAGAUGGUGGAGACUCUGACGGAGAGGAACCUGGACCUGGAGGAGAAAGUCAGGGAGAUGAGGGAAACCGUCACCGACCUGGAGGCUAUAAACGAGAUGAACGACGAGCUGCAGGAGAACGCCAGAGAGACGGAGCUGGAGCUCAGAGAGAUGUUGGACCUGGGAGCAGCGAGAGUCCGAGAGUCGGAGAAACGAGUGGAAGCAGCUCAAGAGACCGUCGCCGACUAUCAGCAGACCAUCAAGAAGUACAGAGAGCUCACAGCUCACCUGCAGGAGGUGAACAGAGAACUGACCAGCCAGCAGGAAGCGUCGGCAGAGCUGCAGCAGCAGCCGCCAGCAGAGAUGUUUGAUUUCAAGAUUAAGUUUGCAGAGACGAAGGCCUACGCCAAGGCCGAGCUGAUCAGCAAACAGGCGCAGGAGAAGUUCGAGCUGAAUGAGAACUGUGUGGAGCGAGCCGGGCUGAAGGGAGCCGUCGGGGAGCAGCUGAGCUUCGCCGGCGGUCUAGUUUACUCGCUGAGUCUGCUGCAGGCGACGCUGCACAAAUACGAGCAAGCUCUGGCUCAGUGCAGCGUGGACGUCUACAAGAAGAUCGGCUCUCUGUACCCGGAGAUGAGCGUCCACGAGAGAUCUCUGGAUUUCCUCAUCGACCUGCUGCACAAAGACCAGCUGGACGAGACGGUGAACGUGGAGCCGCUCACCAAGGCCAUCAAGUACUAUCAGCACCUGUACAGCAUCCACCUGGUGGAUCAGAACGAGGACUGCACCAUGCAGCUGGCCGACCACAUCAGAUUUACCCAGAGUGCCUUGGACUGCAUGGCCGUGGAGGUCGGUCGCCUGCGAGCGUUCCUGCACGCCGGUCAGGAGAAGGCCGACCUCGCCGUGCUGCUGAAGGACCUGGAGACGUCCUGCAGCGACAUCAGGCAGUUCUGCAAGAAGAUCCGCCGCAGAAUGCCGGGAACCGAUGCACCGGGAAUCCCUGCGGCGCUCAACUUCGGACAGCAGGUGUGCGACACGCUGUCAGACUGCAGGAAGCACCUGACCUGGGUGGUGGCGGUGCUGCAGGAAGUGGCAGCAGCCGGCGCUCAGAUGAUGUCGCCUCUUGGAGAACAAGAAGGACUAUCGGCCGUCAAACUGGAGGACGUGGCGUUCAAGGCUGGAGAGCAGAUCUACGGCUCUCAGGGUGCCAACCCCUACGAAUGUCUGCGACAGUCCUGCAGCAUCGUCAUAGCAACCAUGAACAAGAUGGCGACGGCCAUGCAGGAGGGAGAGUACGACUCAGAGAAGCCUCAGAACAAGAAUCCUCCGCCGGUGGAUGUUCGAUCGGCGGCUCUGCGAGCAGAAAUCACGGAUGCAGAAGGUCUCGGCAUGAAGCUGGAGGACAGAGAGACGGUCAUCAAGGAGCUGAAGAAGUCGCUCAAGAUCAAGGGAGAGGAGCUGAGCGAGGCCAACGUCCGGCUCAGUCUGCUGGAGAAGAAGCUGGACAGUUCGUCCAAAGAUGCAGACGAACGUGUUGAGAAGAUCCAGACUCGCCUGGACGAAGCUCAGACUCUGCUGAAGAAGAAAGAGAAGGAGUUUGAGGAGACGAUGGACGCCCUGCAGGCCGACAUCGACCAGCUGGAGUCGGAGAAGGCUGAGCUGAAGCAGCGAAUCAACAGCCAGUCCAAGAUGACCAUCGACGGGCUGAGAGGAACCGGACCGUCUGGAAUCGCUUCCAUCGUCACGGGAAUGACGGCAGAGGAACAAAAAGCAAACAUGAUGUCAGGAGUGGGUUCAGGUUCGGGCGUCCAGGUGAUCGACUCCCCUCUGCUGACUCAGCAGAUCGAAGCUCAGAGACUUUGCAUCAAACACCUGAAGAACGAGAACAACCGGCUGAAGGCGGAGAAGAUGCGCGUUCAGCUCGCCUCGCUGCCUCCUCUACACGUGACCAAACUUCCCUCCAGAGACGGAGGACGACCUGAAGUGCUCUCCAGCGCCCUCUACCGCAAGACCGACCAGCUGCUGGAGACUCUGCUGCAGAUGAGCGCCAACGUCAAGGUGGUGGACAUCACCGGGAAGUCUCCAGUGACACCUGGUGCUCAGCUCCUGGAACAGACAGCCAGGCUUCAGUCUCUGAACGACACUCUGGACAGACUGAAGGACGAGGUAGCGGAGCACGUUGUCAACCAGCAGCCUGGAGCUCGAGUGACGUCCGAUUUCGCCACGUUUCCUUCAACCUCGUUUGUGAAGGCGAAGGAGGAGAAGCAGGGCGACACCGUUCUGGUGGGUCGGGUCAUGGUGCCGUGUGCUCGCGGUCAGGAGCAGGUCCAUCGCCUCGUCCUGUCGCAGUCCGAGCUGCAGCGAGUCCACAGUCUGCUGCGAACCUAAACUUCACCUGUCCUGAGAUUUCCUGCCUGCUGCACCGACACUAACACACCCCCAUCGUCAGCUUCGCCUCCACUCCAGGGCCAGACCAGUCCAGCUACGUCAGGAUCGCACCCUGCAGGAAGUUACCUCCAUCUUUGAAAUGACAGUUAAGUCACUCAACAGUCUUUGGAUUUGAAGCACUUUUCUUGUGCCCGUUUUGACUCUGCGUCAUUUCGCUAACACUGAAAUUAAGUCUGUAAAUUAACUGAAAGGGAAUUUAUUUUCAACUAUUUUGAUCGAGACUGCCAAUCAUUCUCUCUGCUUUUCGACUGACGGUCAGAUGAUGUUAUCAGACUAAUUAUAAAUGGAAACGUUGACCACAUGCUGCUGGUUAUUAAUUAUUAUUGUGAAGCAGCAGACUUACUUAGCGUACCACUGAAAACAGCAACUACUAAAACUGUAACUCUAAGGCAUUUAGUUUUGGUUACAGACGAGAUUUGUUUUGCCUGAAGUCCUGCAGACGGUAACUCAUAGCCUGGAUGAAGGAGUUCUCCUUGUAAUUUAAGUGUCUAAAUUUUUAGUUUUAUGGCCAGAACCAGUUACAGACACUUGCUGCUGCAUGCUGCCCAGACUCACCACAGUCCUUUCUCCUGACUCUGUUGAGUAUUUAUCGCCCGGCCCUGGUGUGGAGCUGCACAGUGUGGUUGUUUCGUAUCAGGCCAAAACGUUGUUGCUUCACGUUUCUCUGUCAAACUGUUAAAUGCUGAGCAGGAUGUGAAGAGUCACGACUCCGUGUUGUACAUUUUUAUCAGGUAUCACUGUGGUGUGCUCCAUUUUUAUAACUGUCUAAAGGGAAAGGAGGAGUAUUAGUAGUUUUAAAUGAGAAUGUCCAUUUUAAAGCAGUGGGCGUUUUACUGUGGUUUGAUCAGAGACUUUUUGCACAUUAUCCUCACUUGGAUUUAACUCGAUUGCUGCGGUGACAGUUUACAAACACUGCAGCAGUAAAGUUAGAUGCAAACAAACUGAGGGUUUAGUAUUUAUUUCAUUUAACCUUUGUGGGCUGCACAGAACAAGAAAAGCUGAUUAACUUAAUGGAUUUACUGUGUAAAACGUGGAUCUUUGCAGAUUUGUGUUUAUUGAAACAGCCUGACUGCACUUUAGUCAGAUGAAGCAUUAUGUUGUUUAAGUUAUUUAGUAUUUAUUACACUCAUGGUUGAAGUUGUUGCUGUAGGUUUAAACUCUGAGCCUUAAACCUGCUGAGAACCUCGUGGUAAAGAUCAGUCACCUGCCUUAUUUUUGAUUUGUUUAAAGCAAAACUACAUCUUUGCCAAAGAACCUUUGUUUCUCUUCACCACACUUGCCAUGGCUGGUUUUGAAGGCUUUUAGUUGAUUAAUCCAUGCUACCUGGUUUAUUUAGUAAUUACUUUAGUCUAUACGUUUACACAGCACUGUCAUAACUUGAAGUUUAAUUUAAUUUAAUUUAAUUUAAUUUAAUGGGCAUAGUGCAUCGACAUCACUGUAGUUUAAGAGGGAAAAUGCAGACAUUUCUUAUUUAUUUGUAAUGUUAUUUAUCUGUGCUCUCAGUGAACAGCUCAUGUACUGAAUAUGCAGCUUGUCUAACUCGUCUUACAUUUUCCUCGUGUGGCUUCCUGCUCUUGCACAACCAAUAACUGAUCAAUAAAGACUUUAAAGCCA